Molecule: messenger RNA, 1677 nt
Organism: Cannabis sativa
Lineage: Eukaryota; Viridiplantae; Streptophyta; Magnoliopsida; Rosales; Cannabaceae
Product: truncated transcription factor CAULIFLOWER A
Exons: 8
Coding region: 262-1032 (256 amino acids)
Biological process (GO): positive regulation of transcription by RNA polymerase II
Cellular component (GO): nucleus
Molecular function (GO): protein dimerization activity; DNA-binding transcription factor activity, RNA polymerase II-specific; RNA polymerase II cis-regulatory region sequence-specific DNA binding
Source: RefSeq, a predicted model, not a curated record
UAUAACAGAACCAAUCUUUCCCACACCAUAUUUACACUAAAACACUCUUUCAAUCUCUUUAUAUAUCUAUCUUCUUUGGAAGACGACGACUCGAAAGUCGUUUCUCUUUCUUUCUUUCUUAAGAAAUUUUCUGGGAAAAUCAAGGUGAAUAUUUGUAAGUUGGGAGGGGAGCUACAAAUAUAGUAGUGUUGCGUGUGCGUAUAGUUUAGAUAUAUAUAAAAUAUAUACAUAUAUAUAUAUAUAUACACACACAUAUACAUCAUGGGGCGAGGACGAGUGGAGAUGAAGAGGAUCGAGAACAAGAUCAACAGACAGGUGACAUUCUCGAAGCGUCGUUCUGGGUUGUUGAAGAAGGCACAUGAGAUCUCUGUGCUUUGCGAUGCUGAAGUCGCCUUGCUCGUCUUCUCCACUAAAGGCAAACUCUCGGAGUACUCCACCAAUUCCAGCAUGGAAAGGAUCCUGGAACGGUAUGAAAGAUAUUCAUAUGCAGAAAGGCAGCUUAUGUCAAAUGAUCCUGAACAAACUGGAAGCUGGACUCUGGAACAUGCAAAGCUCAAGGCUAGGAUGGAAGUCUUGCAAAGAAACCAGAAGCAUUUCAUGGGAGAAGAACUAGACUCCCUAAGUAUGAAGGAGCUUCAGAAUCUGGAACAACAACUUGAUUCUGCACUCAAACACGUAAGGUCGAGAAAGAACCAACUCAUGUAUGAAUCUAUUUCAGACCUCCAAAAAAAGGAUAAGGCAUUGCAGGAGCAAAAUAACAUUCUGACAAAGAAGAUAAAAGAAAAAGAGAAAGAGAAAGCCCAACAGGCGCUGUUAGAACAACAGCAGAUCAAUCAUGAAGUGGAAUCAUCUUCCAAUAUCGUUCUACCACAGUCCAUGCAAACCUUGGAUAUUGGAGUGUCGAGUUACUCGGCCAGAGGUGAUGAUAAUAAUAGAGACGGGGAGGACGAAGCACGCGAAGACCAAAAUCGAGGCAAUAAUAAUAAUAAUAGUCACCUGCCUUCAUGGAUGCUCAGCAAUCACAAUGCAUAAAAGGAAAAGGAAAAGGAAGGAGAUACUAUAAAAGUAACUUCAUCUUCAGUCCACAUAUAUAUAUAUAUGCUUAAUUUACUCAUGCAUAUAUAUUUUCAUAUAACCGUGUACAUAUAUAAUAUUUCACUUGGUAGCUAGCUAUUAGCUCUCUCACACUUGAAGCUUUUCUUUACAUAUGAUACGGUUCUUUUAAUUAAUUAACGUACGGUGACUAGCCAUAGAUAUAUAUAUAAAGACUAUGAUCAUUUUUGGCUUAAAUUAUUUUAAAUGUCAGGUGUCCUCCAACUUCAAUAGGAAAACUCAAAGAAGAUACAUCUGUACGACGUGCUUCCAGCAUGGUGUCUUUUUUCUUUGCAAUUUUUUUACAUUUUCUUUUGGGAGGUUACGCUACAAUUGAAACCAAAUAACUCUUUUGCAUGUAUGUACUACGUGGAUGAACUGAGCUCCUCCAUCACUAUAUAGAUUAUCCUAAACUAAGUUUGUACGACAAUAUAUAUUUAUAUACGUAGCUACCAUGUUUGCUAGCUAGUAGUAUAUAUGUAUAUGUUGUUGAAAUAGUACUAGUCGUACUCGUUUUUGUUGUAUAAUCUUUUUAUCGGUCAUACUAAUCUUGUAUAUAUGUAUGCUGUUCUUUGUUGCUGUUUA